GGCUGGCGGCCGUGCAGUGCCGGGAGGACGGCGAGGCAGCCUGCAAAAUGCUGCGCGCUGCACUGCCUUUGCUCUUGCUAGCCCUGUCUGGGGCGGUGGCGGCCGAAGAGCCCACCCAAGAGCCUGGGGCUCUGGGUGAGCCUUCCCCGGGAUUGGCGCUCUUCCGGUGGCAGUGGCACGAGGUGGAGGCACCCUACCUGGUGGCCCUCUGGAUCUUGGUGGCCAGCCUGGCCAAAAUAGUGUUUCACUUGUCUCGGAAAGUAACAUCUCUGGUCCCUGAGAGCUGCCUGCUGAUUUUGCUGGGCCUGGUGCUAGGGGGCAUUGUUUUAGCUGUGGCCAAGAAAGCUGAGUACCAGCUGGAGCCAGGCACCUUCUUCCUCUUCUUGCUGCCUCCUAUCGUGCUUGACUCAGGCUACUUCAUGCCUAGUCGGCUGUUCUUUGACAACUUGGGUGCCAUCCUCACCUAUGCUGUGGUGGGAACACUCUGGAAUGCCUUCACAACAGGCGCUGCCCUCUGGGGCCUACAACAAGCUGGAUUUGUGGCCUCUAGGGUACAAGCUGGCCUGCUGGACUUCCUGCUCUUUGGGAGCCUCAUCUCAGCAGUGGACCCUGUGGCUGUGCUGGCUGUCUUUGAGGAAGUGCACGUCAAUGAGACUCUCUUUAUCAUCGUCUUUGGCGAGUCCCUGCUCAAUGAUGCAGUCACUGUGGUGCUGUACAAAGUCUGCAACUCCUUUGUGGAGAUGGGGCCUGCCAACGUGCAGGCCACUGACUACCUGAAGGGAGUCGGUCAGUAUUUCCCCCUGUUAGCUGGCAUUGGAAGUCUGCCUCCCCCAGGUUCCUCCCUGUUUGUGGUCAGUCUGGGCGGGGCAGCCGUGGGCUUCGUCUUUGCCUUCCUCCUGGCUCUGACCACACGCUUCACCAAGCGGGUCCGCAUCAUCGAGCCCCUGCUGGUCUUCCUCCUCGCCUACGCAGCCUACCUCACUGCUGAAAUGGCCUCGCUCUCCGCCAUUCUUUCGGUGACCAUGUGCGGCCUGGGCUGUAAGAAGUAUGUGGAGGCCAACAUCUCCCAUAAAUCACGUACAGCUGUCAAAUAUACAAUGAAGACCUUAGCCAGCUGUGCUGAGACUGUCAUCUUCAUGCUGCUUGGCAUCUCAGCUGUGGAUUCAUCUAAAUGGGCCUGGGACUCCGGGCUGGUGCUGGGCACCCUCAUCUUCAUCCUGUUCUUCCGAGCCCUUGGCGUAGUCCUGCAGACGUGGGUGCUGAAUCAGUUCCGGCUGGUCCCUCUGGACAAGAUUGACCAGGUGGUGAUGUCCUAUGGGGGCCUCCGGGGGGCUGUGGCCUUUGCUCUCGUCAUCCUACUGGACAGGACCAAGGUCCCUGCCAAGGACUACUUUGUGGCCACCACUAUUGUGGUAGUCUUCUUCACAGUCAUUGUGCAGGGCUUGACCAUCAAGCCUCUGGUCAAGUGGCUGAAGGUGAAGAGGAGUGAGCAUCACAAACCUACCCUGAACCAGGAGCUGCAUGAGCACACUUUUGACCACAUUCUGGCUGCAGUGGAGGACGUUGUGGGGCACCAUGGCUACCACUACUGGAGGGACAGGUGGGAGCAAUUUGACAAGAAGUACCUGAGUCAACUGCUGAUGCGGCGGUCAGCCUAUCGUAUCCGGGACCAGAUCUGGGAUGUGUACUACAGACUCAACAUCCGGGAUGCCAUCAGCUUUGUGGAUCAGGGAGGCCACGUCUUGUCCUCCACAGGCCUCACUCUGCCCUCUAUGCCCAGCCGCAAUUCUGUGGCAGAGACAUCUGUCACCAACCUGCUGAGGGAAAGUGGCAGUGGAGCAUGUCUGGAUCUACAGGUGAUUGACACGGUACGCAGUGGCCGGGAUCGUGAGGAUGCGGCAAUGCAUCAUCUGCUCUGUGGAGGCCUCUAUAAGCCGCGACGCAGGUACAAAGCCAGCUGCAGCCGCCACUUCAUCUCCGAGGAUGCACAGGAGCGGCAGGACAAGGAGGUAUUUCAGCAGAACAUGAAGCGGCGGCUGGAGUCCUUUAAAUCCACCAAGCACAACAUUUGUUUCACCAAGAGCAAGCCACGAUCCCACAAGGCUGGCCGCAAGAAGAAGGAUGGUGUGGCCAAUGCUGAGGCUAUAAAUGGGAAACCUCCUCGAGACCUGGGCUUUCAAGACACAGCUGCUGUGAUACUAACUGUGGAGUCUGAGGAGGAGGAGGAGGACAGCGAGAGUUCAGAGACAGAGAAGGAAGACGACGAGGGGAUCAUCUUUGUGGCUCGGGCCACCAGUGAGGUUCUCCAAGAGGGCAAAGUCUCAGGAAGCCUUGAGCUGUGCCCGAGUCCACGGGUAAUUCCUCCCUCACCAACUUGUGCAGAGAAGGAGCUACCUUGGAAGAGUGGGCAGGGGGACCUGGCAGUGUACGUGUCUUCAGAAACCACCAAGAUUGUGCCUGUGGACAUGCAGAUGGGCUGGAAUCAAAGCAUCUCAUCCCUGGAGAGCCUAGCAUCCCCUCCCUGUACCCAACCCACCACUCUGACCCACCUGCCUCCCAGACACCUGGUUGCUGAAGAGCCUCAGACCCUUCUUGACCUGUCUUCUGACCCCCGCCCCAGCUUUGCCUUUCCCCCAAGCCUGGCCAAGGCUGGCCGCUCUCGUAGUGAGAGUAGUGCUGACAUCCCCCAGCAGCAGGAGCUGCAGCCCCUCAUGGGCCACAAGGACAACACCCAUCUUAGCCCAGGCACUGCUACCUCCCACUGGUGUAUCAACUUCAACAGAGGGGGAAGGCUGUAGCCCAAGUCUUUGGGAAGGAACGGGAGCCUCUGGAAAGUAUUCCCUGGGCAAUAGGCAUAGUGAUUUCUUUAGCUUGACAUAGGACUAGAGUGGCUUGGACUGAAGUACCAACUAAGCUUCCUUGGGGCUGGUCAAAGGGGUCUCCUGGGCUGGUUCUCACAGGGACCCUUCUUAUAACUUCCCUGCUCCUAACCCUUUUAACCUUCUAUUUCAGUAAUGGCUGAGGAUCCAAUCAAGAGUUCUCAGGGCUAUGCCAAGAUUUGGGUAGCUGAUGUCCCUUCCCCAGGGGAUUUUUCUGGGGUCACCAUAGACAGCUGUUCCUACCUCCACACAAGAAUGUCAUUCCUCAGUGGAUAUUGACCUUCUCUGCUGUCUAUCCCCUCUCCAGCACCAGGUCAAGGAUGAUGCUCUGGCAGUGAAGCUCAGUAGGGGGCUGGUCCUCACAGGGGCUGCAAUGGGAGAUGGAGCAGGCCUCAACCUGUUGGGUCAGCUACCCACAGUCAAUUUUUAGGGUAGUAGGAAUCUCUGCCUCCAUUUCUUGUUUUAGCCCCUUUCCUUUGCUGCCAGGUAUUAGGACAUUGGUUCUUCCUUUUCCAGGACCAGAGCCAGACUUCAGUUCAGGGAUGUGUCUUAGCCAGGGUCCUUCUGGGGAUCUGCUGCUCUGGGUCUAAGUCUGGACCUUUCUGAUCCUUGGAUCUGGGUUUAAGAUGGGAUGCAGUAGUCUAGGUUCCCAUAUCACCACCUCAACAUUCCCCAAACAGGGAAAAGAAUGCAGGAAUCCUAGGGCCAAUGCUCCAUUACUCUGGGGGCUGGGAUACCUAGCUGCAGUGUGUGAAUGUGUGAGUGGCAGGUGGCUUUCCUGGGGUUAGCCCUUGUGUUGUGUUUUGUACUUUGAACCUAAGAUACAUUAAAUAUCUCUCAGAUGGAUAGAGGUGUUUU
Molecule: messenger RNA, 3737 nt
Organism: Fukomys damarensis (Damara mole-rat)
Lineage: Eukaryota; Metazoa; Chordata; Mammalia; Rodentia; Bathyergidae
Gene: Slc9a5
Product: solute carrier family 9 member A5
Exons: 16
Coding region: 48-2798 (916 amino acids)
Biological process (GO): sodium ion transport; regulation of pH; proton transmembrane transport
Cellular component (GO): membrane
Molecular function (GO): sodium:proton antiporter activity
Source: RefSeq, a predicted model, not a curated record